This is a messenger RNA of Paramacrobiotus metropolitanus, 879 nucleotides long. Its product is annotated as 5-hydroxytryptamine receptor 1B-like. Gene Ontology annotation, cellular component: membrane. The coding region runs from base 1 to 879 and encodes 292 amino acids. Gene Ontology annotation, biological process: neuropeptide signaling pathway. The transcript has a single exon. Gene Ontology annotation, molecular function: G protein-coupled peptide receptor activity. NCBI's taxonomy places the organism in Eukaryota, Metazoa, Tardigrada, Eutardigrada, Parachela, Macrobiotidae. The record is from RefSeq and is a predicted model, not a curated record.
AUGACGGCUGCCAUCUGUCUUAAUGCGGGCAUAACCAUUUACCAUCUGUUAUCCCCCUCGCAGCUGACCUCCUUCAGUAUUUACCUCGUUGCUCUUUACCUGGCCAACAUUGUCUACUGUGCGGUGGUGACCACCAUGGAAAUCACCGGUGAUUUGUACGGGACGUGGUGGAUGGGACACCCGCUGUGCAUCUUCUACAACUACUUCGAAUACAUCGCCAGCCUAGCCGCGGUCAUGUUCCACGCCCUGAUCGCCAUCAACCGCAUCUGGGCCAUCAGCCAUCCGGUCUCCUAUCGCUUGUACCAUAACAAAAAAAUCGCAGGAUUGCUGUGUCUGGCAUCGUUAUUUUACGUGCAUUUUUUGGAACUACCGGGUUUAAUCAUGGAUGCGCUGUAUUAUCAUCUCCCUGAGGAGGAUCACGGAUGCCAUAUCAACACCGUGGCCAUGCCGGUAUGGGGCUGGAUCGAGCACGUUUUCUGCCGUCUUCUCCCGUUGGUGUUGGUUGUCUUCACGUUCGUCUACACGAAUGCGGUUAUCUGGUACCGGCGACGUCGGCGCGCAAACUUGGUGACCGCCCCACCGAACGGGAGCGAUGGGAAUCCAAACAGCGCAAACUCCAUUCCGGCCAAAGGACGCGGUGGACAAAUGGCUGCAGCAUCCGGAAACCAGAAAAGAGAGGUCAAGGCUUCGCUGGUAUUGACGAUGAAUGCUAUCAGCGUUUUGGUGUGCUGGUUGCCGGCUGAUAUACUCUUCGAUGGAUACCUGUUCUUCGGCAUCGCCUUCUCUAACACAGCGUUUACGACGGUUAUGUUGCUCUACUCGAUGCAGAGCGUUUUUGAUCCGUUGAUGCUUCUGAUUAGUCUGAGAAAAAUUAAGUGA